ACGGCAGUACAGCAGGAGAGACAAAACCUGGCAGGCAUUCUACUAUGCACAAUGCGCGUAGUCAUCUGGAACAACACCAUGGGGCACCUUCAUUCCAGGUCUACACGACAGCUGCAACACGAUCUUAGCCAUAACGUGAAGACGCUGGCAGCAACCAUCAAGGUCGCGGACUCCCAGCUACAACAGAUGGACACCCGCAUUGCUAUUCUGGAGGCAAGGCCUUCCCAAGGAGCGUCAGGCUGCACGACAGACACGGCGAAACAGCUCAACGAGCGCAUCGACCAUGUCGUCAAUCUAAUUGGCGAACUAGGUGAUUUCACUAGUCCGGCCACGAUCAGCAGCACGGUGGCCACCGUCAAGACGGACAUCACCAAGCUGCAGACAAGACCGGACGCCGCUACAAAGAACUACAAGAUGCCGCACUUCAACAUCAGCAAGUUUGACGACUACAACAAGACGGACGCCCUGGCAUGGUGGCAAGGUUUCCUCACGGAAGCAUCCUGCCGCACUGCCCCGACUGAAGACAUGAUGAAGGCGCUCUACCUCCAACUGAUUGGAGGAACACAGACAUGGAUGAACCAUCUGGCGGCCACCAAGAAAUGCACCAUCGCCGAACUCCACAAGCGCAUUCAGUGGAAGGAGUUCGAGCAACUGUGCUUCACUCGAUUCAUGGUCCACAACGUCGUGAAGGCGACCAUGAACGAGGUUUACACCAGCUCACAAGGAAGCAUGCCAACUCAAGACUGGACGAUCAAGUGGCAGAAGAUAGUGACCAUACCAGGUUUCGAUUUGAGUUUUCCAAAUCAACGAUCCGAAUUCUUUUCGCGAUCGUGCGCGGGACUGCGGUCGGCACUCGACAACGAGUACGACUAUGCCUCAUUCCACGCUAUUCUGGAUCGUGCAAACCUGGUCAUCCAAACGGAUGACAAGGCCGCUAGUGAACGGCAGUCCCAGCCGCACUAUGUGGCUAAGCAGGGCUAUCAACGACCGACACAUAACAAUGCCGUGAUUUAUGAGAAAUCAGUCGAUCUCCACGCUGCAGCAGCAUCCUCGAGUGACGGAGGAACUGUCGCAGCGCUCCCGCCGAAGCGUCCCAAGAGAGUUCGGAAGAACAAGGCGACACAAGCGACGACAUCGACGAGAACUGGGCAGCAACCAUGGACGGCAUACAACAUAACUAAGGAAGUAUUUGAUCUUCAUCAACGGCCUUGGCCCGCGCGUUCGAAGGAAGACGCAACGCAAGUUACACUCGCGGAUGGCCGCACGCAAAAUUCCAUUGACCGAUGCGUCGAUGGCGUUCCGGUAUACUUUGCGCCACUUGCGUGUGAGCCGGUGUCUUUCGACAUCCUCGACACCAAGUUCGACAUGAUUCUAGGCAUGUCUUGGUUGCGUAGCGCCGAUCAUCCGGUGAACUUUCAUGACGGAACCGUUCACAUCCGUGAUCGGAACGGAGUGUUAGUCCCAUGUACGGUUGCGACCCCUCACACUUCGAUUGCUUGUCACGUGGUUUCGGUUGCGAGAAUUCGCGACGCCAUAGCUCGGAAUGACGUCGAGGAAAUGGGCCUUGUAUUCUUGCAUGCUCUCCCCUCGCCAGACGAACCAGCCGCGUCACUGCCAGACCCACGCAUUUCUCACCUCUUGGACGAGUAUGGAGACGUCUUCGAGGUUCCCACCGGAACGGUUCCGGAUCGGCCCAUAUGUCACGGGAUCACUCUCGAGACGGGCGCCGUCCCUCCGCGUGGAUGCAUUUACCGCAUGAGCGAAGAGGAACUCGAGGUGCUUUGCGCAGAACUCGACGACCUCCUUGACAAGGGCUGGAUUCGCCCUAGUUGUUUGCCUCACGGUGCCCCUGUUCUCUUCGUCCGGAAGAAGAACAAAGAUCUACGGUUAUGCAUCGAUUAUCGAAAACUUAACGCACAAACCGUAAAUAACGUCGGCCCUCUCCCUCGGAUUGAUGAUCUCCUUGAGCGGUUAGGCGGCGCAACGUACUUCUCGAAGUUGGACUUAAAUUCGGGUUAUCACCAGAUUGAAAUCCAGCCUCAAGAUCGGUACAAAACCGCGGUCAAGACGCGGUACGGGCACUUUGAGUGGAUUGUCAUGCCAUUUGGCCUCACCAAUGCCCCCACGACUUUCCAAGCAGCUAUGACGACUGAGUUUCACGACUUGCUCGACCGCAGCGUCCUCAUCUACCUCGAUGACAUCUUGGUUUAUAGUAGGACGUUGGACGAGCACAUCGUACACCUUCGCGCUGUUUUGGAUCGUUUGCGACUGGCCAAGUACAAAGUGAAUCACGACAAGUGCGAGUUCGCCAAGCAGGAGCUUGAGUACUUGGGUCGCUAUGUCACGCCGAAAGGCAUUCGUCCCUUAGCGAACAAGAUCCAAACCAUCGUGGAUUGGCCAGAACCUCGUUGCACGACGGAUUGGGGAGGAGUGUUGGAAAUCAAGGAGGGAGAGGGGGAGGAAGGAAGGGUGUGGGAAGUGAGUGGAGAGGUGAUAAGGGAGGCGGGGGAGGAAGCGUCGGAAAGGGAAGUGGAGAGGAGGGCAGAGGAGGGGAACGUGAGAAUAAAGGGAGGGAGGGAGCUGAUAACGAAAAAGGAGAUGAGGAGAGGAUGGGGGGCCAUGACAGGAUAGAGCAGAGAAGUGCUUCUGCAUUCUCAUCAGGUCUGGCGACUGGGUCCCAACUACUUUCCUCAGUAGUAAAAGGAACAAAUAUCAAUACGGAAA
Molecule: messenger RNA, 2724 nt
Organism: Chara braunii
Lineage: Eukaryota; Viridiplantae; Streptophyta; Charophyceae; Charales; Characeae
Source: the annotation of a GenBank genome assembly